AGCUCAAAAAUUAAAAUGUGAAGUUCGACACAACAGGUUUCUUGUUUAAAACAACCGAUUUAUUACCAAAAUAAACGGAUCAACUGGAAAAUAUUUAGCACAGAAUGGCUUCUACAUCGACGCUAACUCCAAAGUUGAGGCAUGGUUCUAAUUUGGCAGUAUCAUCACCUUCAACGCCAACUGAUUUUCUUUCACCAGCGAGUCAAAUAAGAAGAGUUCGACCAGUUGUUUUAGCUUCACAAGCUGGUACGUUAGCGGAAAACGACGAUGCUACGGAAAAACAACAACGACAAAAGUCGAGGCUUACCUCUUUGCAAAGCCCUGCUUCGAUGACUCCGAAAUCGGCCAAUAGAUUGAAUUCAGUUCCGGAAAGCUCAGGAAUUCCAGUGAAUGGGAGGGCAAAAUUGACAAACAUUCAACUGAAAGAUUUGUAUUCCAACUGUUUAAAACUGUCCACAGAAAAUAAAAUUAAUUCAAAGAAUGCUUUUGGUCUGCAAUUAAUCGAUUACAUGCAAGAAUUUCUGACCAAUGUUGAUAAAGAUGAGGAGGUUACAAACUUUCAGAUUGCCAGUUGCACUUUAGAUGCUGGUGCCAAGAUUUAUGCAGGAAGGGUUGAUUCUAUCCAUGCUCAAGCAUACAAGAUGUUGGGGGGUUUAGGACGAGCUGAAAAUUCUAAUGAAGAUGGCAAUGAAGGUGGUGAGAGUGGUGAUCCUCAGGAUCAAAAUGUGCAAAUUACCAAGAAGAAAAAAUCACGCAAGUCUGCAAAGGUUAUUGAAUCAAAUUUGAACAAUCUAAACACUAACCAAUUCGACAUGCAUUUUGAGGUUGAUCCAUUGUUCCAGAAAUUAUCAGCAACAUUUGACGAGGGUUGUACGAGCGGUUUACUAUUAAACCACCUCAUCCGAAGAGAUGAUUACUGCGAGACACUUUUCGACUCCAAGACUGUACCUCCAACCACCAUCUCUGAUUUCAAUCCUGGAAAUUCUCAGACGGUUGAUCUGCACGAUAUGAAAGAUUUGAACAUAAGGCUAACAUCCCCAACCAUCCAGAUUUGUCCCCAGUAUGCGGAAUUUUCCUUCACAAACUGGGACGUCAAUGCUGAGACUGCCAAAGAAAAUGAAAUAUCCUCCAACGAAACUGAUGAAAAUGCAUUUGAUAUGAAUGCACCGGGUCCAGCGCCUUUCGAUUCUGAUAAUAAUCCGAAUGGUGACGUAUUUGACGACGAUGGUGACUGCGGUGGUUUCGAUGACAAUGGAAUUGACGAGGGUCUCGGAGUGGGAAACCCAGAUAUUUCUAGCAAUGUUUUUGGUUUUGCCAACGGUCAAGAAGCACGCUUACUCUUACCUGGGGAAUCAAGGCCAAACCAGACAGUUUUGCCUGGUGAAACAGAUCUUGGAACGUUCAUGUUAUCACUUCAGUCAUCGGAAAACGCCAAUGAAUAUUCGUACAGUAAUUUGGCAAUGUGGGCUGGUCCUGCACAGUGGAGGAGUCGAGCUCAGAUGGACGCUCUUAAAGGUUUGAACAAAGGAAAUUCAAAACGAAAAACGACAACGCGAAAGAAAGUUUUCAGGAUUGAAUUCGAUGCAACUCACGAUUUCAAGAAACUGUUUUCCAAAGGAAGAGCAGGGACAGUGUUGUCCAAGACGUCGAUGGAUAAACGUGCUUCAUUGCAAAAAACUUUGCCGGAAGAUCUUCAUUACGAGUUCAACAACCUUAUGAAAUUGUUCCUCAAGACUAAACUAAUGAUUCGUCGACAGUAUGGUCCGCAGACCACCGCUCUCCCAGACGAUGGAAAUGCCAGCAAUUGGUACAAUUAUGAAAACGAAAAUGAUUGUGCAAACUUCUGCCCUGCUGGAACACAGGAUGACGACGAUGAUGUAUUCGGGUCCGAAGAGGUUGGAGGUUUCAAUGAAUUAUCGCAGGAAAUGAGUCAGACGAUCGGUUCGUUUAACAAUGAGACCGUGUUUCAGGGUGACAAUCUCGUUGCUCAACCAAACAAGGUGCAGAAGAUCGACAUUGCAUAUUCAAAAACAGCUAAGAAAAUUGAUGUAAAGAAAGUGAAGAGAGCAAUGUGGGACAUUAUUUCAUCCACUUCUUCCAAUGCAGACAAGGAAAAUAUGCCAGAGAAUACUGUUGCUGAGGAUUUGGCAAAAAAGAGCGUAACAAAGCCAUGUAACUUUACUGACUUGUUCCACACAAUGCCCAAUAAAAUAUCCAAGCAAAUGGCAAAGAAUCUGUCCAUUCCUAUCGCUUUUGUGUGUUUACUUCAUUUGGCAAAUGAAAAGAAUUUAAAACUUGAAGGCCAUGCAUCAAUGGAUGACUUUGUUAUCACUCAAGGUGUCUAACAGCAACUGAAUUUGGUGGAAUUGUAACAAUUUUGUUCAUUCUUUCCUUGUUUAAUUUACUAAAUGUAAUACCUA
This is a messenger RNA of Dendronephthya gigantea, 2420 nucleotides long. RefSeq names its product condensin complex subunit 2-like. Gene Ontology annotation, biological process: mitotic chromosome condensation. Bases 105 to 2345 code for a protein of 746 amino acids. Gene Ontology annotation, cellular component: condensin complex. The transcript has 19 exons. The record is from RefSeq and is a predicted model, not a curated record. Lineage: Eukaryota; Metazoa; Cnidaria; Anthozoa; Malacalcyonacea; Nephtheidae. Gene Ontology annotation, molecular function: chromatin binding.